Agrilus planipennis (emerald ash borer) is the source of this 2220-nucleotide messenger RNA. RefSeq lists its product as uncharacterized. Bases 415 to 2013 code for a protein of 532 amino acids. Gene Ontology annotation, molecular function: DNA binding. Gene Ontology annotation, cellular component: nucleus. The transcript is spliced from 2 exons. Lineage: Eukaryota; Metazoa; Arthropoda; Insecta; Coleoptera; Buprestidae. The record is from RefSeq and is a predicted model, not a curated record.
UAGGGGCAAGUUGGGCAAUCGAAAUAUCUCGAAAACUAUUCACCGUACGUAUAGACAUCGUAUGGCGGAAAGAGGGAGGCGCGGGAGGGAUAAACAUCACGCGAUCGCUAGUGGCAACUGGGUAAGCGAGUGAGGAGCACGGGCGUUUUGUUUAUUUUAAGACCAAAAAGUAAAAACGUCAUUUAUCGCAAGUUUUCGUCUGGAUUAGUCAAAUGUUAUUUGUUUUUAAUCAGGAUGCGGACUUACAAGAGAAUAACUACAAGAUGUUCUUACACUACUGAAGAUUUAAAAAAUGCUGCAAAGGCUGUGAACGAUGAAGGUAAAAGUGUUAAUGCCACCGCUACAGAAUUCGGUAUCAAACGGAUGACUUUGACAUGAUAUCUGAAAAAAUUAAAUGAAGGUGCCGAUUCAUCCAUGGGCUAUGCAACACCGAGACAAGUAUUUUCUUCUACACAGGAAGAUUCACUGAAAAAAUACUUGCUACAAAUGGCAUCAAUCUUCUACGGAUAUUCUCCAAAAGAUGUCCGUCGCCUUGCCUACGAAUGUGCUAAUAAAUUCGAAAUUGAAAUUCCACCCAGCUGGGCUGCAAAUAAGAUGGCCGGAAAAGAAUGGCUUACGAUGUUUUUAAAACGAAAUCCGGAGCUAUCCAUACGAAAACCAGAACCCACCAGCCUUGGUAGGGCAACAUCAUUUAAUGCGCAGAAUGUUAAAGUUUUCUUUGAUAAAUUAGCGGAAGUAAUGGAUAGAUAUGGAUUUACAGCGGCAGACAUUUGGAAUAUAGAUGAGACAGGAUUAUCCACUGUGCUGAAGCCAAAUAAAAUUGUAGCUGCCAAAGGUAAGCGCAACGUCGGCGCAAUGACUUCUGGAGAACGAGGGACUAACGUUACAGUGGUAACUGCUGUAUCUGCUCUUGGAAAUGCUGUAUCUGCUAUGUUUGUAUUUUCGAGAAAAAAGUUUAAGACACACUUUCUUAAUGGUGGCCCCCCUGACUGUAUAGGAACAGGCAAUGCCAGUGGAUGGGUUACAGACGAAGAAUUCUAUCAGUUUAUGCAACAUUUUAUAAAACAUGUGAAACCGUCCAUGGAGCGCCCGGUUUUGUUAGUGUUGGAUAAUCAUUCCUCUCACUUGAACGUGAAGACACUAACUUUAGCCAAAGAGAAUGGAGUUGUAAUGCUGUCCUUUCCACCGCAUUGUAGCCAUAAGUUACAACCGUUGGAUGUAUCAGUUUUUGGACCGUUCAAAAAAUAUUGCGCUGCUGCUCAAGAUGCGUGGCUUCGUAACAACCCCGGGAAAACCCUUACUAUUUAUGACAUACCAAAAAUAGUCGCAGAUUCGUUGCCGAUUGCUCAGACAAGUAUAAAUAUUGUUAACGGUUUCCGAAAGACAGGCAUCUUCCCGUAUAAUGCAAACAUUUUUGGUGAGGAUGGGUUUUCCCCAUCAUUUGUAACUGAUCGUCCUGGAUUAGAAAAUAGCAAGCCGGGAAAAGAUUAUCUAGAGCAACCUGUGAUGUCCAGCACUGAAUUUAAUCCCACUCCUUCUACCUCUACAAGCCAAGCUGAACUCGAACCUGGUCCAAGCAAUAAAGAAAAUGAGUCAGUUAACCUAAUACAAGUAUUUUCCCCGGAAAUUGUAAGACCAUUCCCAAAGGCUGGUCCUAGAAAAGUAGGUACAACUAACAGAAGAAAGAGGAAAGCUGCAAUACUAACUGACACACCCGAGAAGAACGCCCUAGAAGAACAACAAAAUAAAACCACAAAAAAAGUUAAGAAGACAAAGAAGAACGUGGAUAAGAAAAAGAAAAAGGGUGUCUGUAAAAAAGUACUCCAGUCAAGUGAUGAAAGUGACAAUGGUGAUUACUCCUGUCUGAUUUGUUGUGAAGACUAUGUUGAAAGUUUACCAGGAGAAACUUGGAUCCAGUGUCAAACUUGCAGGGAAUGGGCUCAUACAAAAUGUGUUCCAGGUGCUGGUCUUACUUUCGUUUGUGUCAAUUGCAAUAAUGACAACGACGAUUAAGUUGCUAAGAUCUGAUUAAUAUAUAUUUUUAAAUAUUCAAGUCUAAUUUGAAAUAGAAAGACUGAAUUUAAUCCUAAAGUCUGUCUUAAGAUUCGUUGAUGUUUUGUUUAUUCUAUUUUCAGUUAAUUACGUAAAGAAAUUUACUUUAAGUUUUGUUGUUCUGUCACUAAGACAAUUACCAUUAAGUUCCAAAGAUUAAUUAUUAUU